This is a messenger RNA of Haplochromis burtoni (Burton's mouthbrooder), 1043 nucleotides long. Its product is annotated as C-X-C motif chemokine 3-like. Gene Ontology annotation, cellular component: extracellular region. The transcript is spliced from 4 exons. Gene Ontology annotation, molecular function: chemokine activity; CXCR chemokine receptor binding. The record is from RefSeq and is a predicted model, not a curated record. Gene Ontology annotation, biological process: chemokine-mediated signaling pathway; neutrophil chemotaxis; inflammatory response. NCBI's taxonomy places the organism in Eukaryota, Metazoa, Chordata, Actinopteri, Cichliformes, Cichlidae. Bases 198 to 518 code for a protein of 106 amino acids.
CCUUGGCCAGAGUCCACGUAGCUGUGAGUGUAUAUAAGGAGUUCAGAGAUGAUGAACCUCACAGCCCUGCACACUCAGGCAGCUCGAGAAGUGACGGAGACGCACAGCAGCAGAGAUCCUUCAUAUCUGAGAAGAACAAACCAGUUGAAGACUGAGCCUUCAGUAGAUCCUCCACUCAAUACUUGAAAAGCUUUAAGAUGAAGACAAGUGUUGCCAUCCAGUGCAUCGUUCUCCUGGCCUGCAUGGCCCUUUGCACUUCAUUAAUUAUUCCAAGGUGCCGGUGUUUGAAGACCAGUAAGUUUGUAAGAGGUCCCAUCACUGAAGUUAAGGUGGAUGAGCCUCGUCAAUACUGCAACAGGAGAGAAGUCAUAGUCACACUGAAGGAUGGGAGUGAACGGUGUCUCGAUCCUCAGUCUAAAUUCACCAUAAUGCUGCUAGAAAAACUGAAUCAGAUGAAAAAUACCACAGUCAGCCCUUAUACAACGACAGCAUCGGCUGCAGUGCCAGAAUCAUCAUGAUGCACUUUGCAUGUUUAGUGCUGUUACAACAUGUGUGGAUUAAGAAGAAGGAGCAGCACAGCUCUCGUUCUCAUCACAAAAUAUAAAUGCAUUUAAUUCCUCAGCCUGUCUUCAGGCUUAAGUUGUGAUUACUAAGCAUAUGCACAUUUAUAUAUCUGCAUCUAUAUAUAUUUAUUUUUGUAAAGUAUGUAACACAAACAUUAAUUUAUUUGUGCUAUUUUAACAUUUUCACAGGUGAAUUUAAUGUAUAUUCGUACCAUGUUUGUCUCUUUGAUUCUGAAAUGUACAACAGUGACUCCGACUCAAUAAAUCUUUAAGUUGUUGAAUAAGUUACAUCUUUUCACUUUAUUAUAACGACUAAAUAAUGUUUUAAUUGUAAGGAGCCAGAGGAAAUAUUAGACAAACAGGAAAAUACAAAGAGGGAAAGGUGCAACCAGCACAACAACAACAUAAAAAAAACAAAAAAAUGAAACAAAUCGAAUGAAACACUGCCUUUAAAAUCGCAAAAGUAAUCAGCUGCUUCAG